This is a messenger RNA of Fukomys damarensis (Damara mole-rat), 2719 nucleotides long. It is a transcript of the gene Fam217b, whose product is annotated as family with sequence similarity 217 member B. The transcript has 3 exons. The coding region runs from base 196 to 1329 and encodes 377 amino acids. NCBI's taxonomy places the organism in Eukaryota, Metazoa, Chordata, Mammalia, Rodentia, Bathyergidae. The record is from RefSeq and is a predicted model, not a curated record.
GGCAGUGCUGAGUAUUUUCCCCAUAUAAGAGGAAUAAAGAAGUCACCCUCCUCGCUGUUAUAUUCCAACGAAUCGAACAAGAAUAUUUUGAACACCACAGAAAAGACAGUUUGUCAAACUUUUGAUGAUGAUCAGCCAUGUGAUUUUUUCAAGAAAAGGAGUAGGGUGACUGAAUCUCAUCAGAAAAUCAGCAGUAUGAAUGCUGGCCCAUCUUGGAAUAAAGUACAACAUUCAAAGGAUUCUUCAGGAAAAAGACAUAAUAAAUCCCAAGUACCUUACCUGUCUUCUGGGCUGAGAAGCAGCCUCGUGGGAAUCUCUCAGCCAGCUGCAGAGAAACUUAAAGAAGGCUUUCUUCCAGAAGGGAAUCCGGAAGGGCGUUUACUCAGCCCCAGGUGCCAGGGGGCCUCAGGGAGCAAACUGUUUCUUGACUUCCAGUCCAUGAAAAUUAUUAAGGACGGUGCUGACGAGGACAGUGCGAGUGAUCUGUCGGACUCUGAGCGGAUCCCCAUUCCUCCUUCUCCCCUCACACCACCAGAUCUCAAUCUGAGAGCUGAAGAAAUCGAUCCAGUUUGCUUCGAUCUUCACCCAAGUCAGAGCCAUGCCAAACCCGAAUACUCUUACCCCGAUUUCCUGCCACCCCCUUUUAGCUCCUGGGACCUCCGAGAGAUGGCUGUGCUUCUGAACACAGACUACAGGACCGAGGCCGUGCCCCGAGCCGGGGGCUCCCUUGGGAAAUUCAUCGACAGACUCCUUCAGCUUGAGUGGCUGCAGCUCCAGACCGUGCAAGGUGAAAAGGCAAAGGGGUCCAAGGCCCGACCUCCAGCUGCCCAGGGGGCUCCCGGGGCUCUGAAAAGUCCUGGGAGAAGUAAACUGAUUGCUGGUGGUCUGUCCAAGCCUCUGCCUUACCUGGAAGGGGCUUCAAAAUCAGGCCCUGCCCGAAAGAAAGCUUUUCACCGUGAAGAAACACAUCCAUCCUAUUACACCCUUGAGAUUUCCCCCAGACCCACUGAGGUGCCAGGCAGUGCCAAGCUACAUCCCCUCGAGCAAACCCCUGAAAUGAGGACUGAAGAGAAGAAAAAAAAAUCCAGUAAAAGCACCAAGCUGCAGCCCAGGGAUUUGUCCUGCAGCGACAGCUGCCCCAAACUGGAAGCCAGCGGGAACAUCCGAGUUCCCAAACAGCCAGCAAUGAUUCUGGACUCUUCCAGAACACAGGCGCAUGCGAAUCUUAAGAAAAAGGGGACUGCAAACAACUGUGCUCAUACAACAAUAUCCAGUGAGAAGAAACUCAGAACAAAUGGAGCAAAGCAAAACUCCUGUAAAUUAAAAUGAUAUCUGAUGAUGAAUUGUGAAGACCAGCAGAUACCUAAAUACUGGAGCUCUCCUAGAAGCUACAAUGCUGUGAGUGUUAAGAUGUUCGACGAGUGGUGUUGAAGUAGUUGUUUGGCCCUUUCAUCCACUCCCCACCUCUACCUCCAGGAGAGGUAUUUUCAGAGUCCAGUGUCUUCACCAUUAUGCCAUGAUAGUUAUGUCCAAGGUGAGGUGUCUUUCAGUGGGCCUUUGUUUUGACAGUCUUAAGCAUUUGAGAGCCCAUUAGGUAAAAAUUAACCAAAGUUAUGUGCCGUGUAAAGGACUAAAACACCAGUACUCCAGGGGCAGAGUCAAGGAAACUUCUGGAAUGGCAGCCAGUCCAUAUAAAACUGGUAGUUUAGCUCCCCAUUUUCACUUGCACAUAAGUCUGUGAAACAGUGCAUGCUGUUUUAAAUGAUGCGAAAUCCUAGCAUUUCAAAUUAGGGCCUUCUGGCCACUGUGUCUUCUGCUUUUGCAAGCAGAUUUCUGUUCAUUUGACUCCCAAGGAGAAGUGUCAGUUCUUCGCAGAGUUAGGGAGUAUGUGAGUUUCUAUUCUGUGCGGUCCUUUAAAGCUGAGCUGCUUACUCAGUAGAAACAAUGGCGUAAAGAAUUUUAUACUUCUCUCUCUCUCUCUCUCUCUCUCUCUCUUUAAAAGAUGCUUUAAAUGCAGAGGUGAUCGUGGAGUCCACUUCUGAGUUCUCUAAACUGAGGUUAAGGUAAUUGGCAGUGUGGAUAUUGCUGUUUGGCAGGGCAAGAAUGAACUAUGUGGCACCCUAAAAUUUCUGGGAUGUAAAAUUUCUCCAAAGAGGAAGCAUAGCAAACAACCUUUUAGAAGUUGUGAAUGAAGCUAAAAACACAUGGAAAGUAGUUGAAUGUAACACUUGUUUAGUUAUUGCCUUGGGAUCCAGAUCCUCUUGUCCAUAGUCAGAAAUAAGGAUCUGUUUCAGUUUGGAAAACCAGGGUUAUAUUGUCUGUGGGGCCCAAGGGCAGGAGAGGACACAGCUCCAGGUCGAGGGCAGUGGGUCGUGGAUGAAGUUGCGGGCUAUGCUGUGAACGUCCGUAUCUUCUCUGUGGCUUCCUGUUCCUUAGGGGCAUCUUCUUCACUGCCAUCCACUUGUUCCUAUAGCUGUGCCGUGAGCGCUCUGUCUAUGGUUAUCUUCAAAACCUUUGGUUGACUACUUCUUGUUAGUUUGUUUUCCUGGCUGUAGUUGAUCCCUUUAAUUAGUUACUUUGGGUUUUUGUUGUUUUUGACACCCAUGUUCCUAUCUUUUCACCUUUGGUGUAAAUGAAAAGCUUGGCAGGUUGCAUUUGAAAGUAUAUUAUCAAGGGCCGGGGAUUUAGCUCAGUUCGAUCCCAGUACCAAAAAAAAAAA